Leptopilina heterotoma is the source of this 2588-nucleotide messenger RNA. RefSeq names its product sodium-coupled monocarboxylate transporter 1. Gene Ontology annotation, cellular component: membrane. Lineage: Eukaryota; Metazoa; Arthropoda; Insecta; Hymenoptera; Figitidae. Gene Ontology annotation, biological process: transmembrane transport; sodium ion transport. The transcript is spliced from 6 exons. The record is from RefSeq and is a predicted model, not a curated record. Gene Ontology annotation, molecular function: symporter activity. The coding region runs from base 287 to 2221 and encodes 644 amino acids.
UAUACGCACUCUCACUCCAAUCGUCGCGUCGUACCACACUGAUCGUUUUGCUUUGCUCACUCAUUCCGCUUAUAUCGAAUUACAUAACAAGACACGCGACACGCUACCGGUGUGUGUUUGUGAGAAAUUGCAAAGUUUAUAGAAAAGAAAAGUUUCAUUUUUUUUCGGAAAAUAAAAAAUUCGUUUUUUGUUUUUGAAUGUAAAUAAAAAAGUUGGCUAGGAAAAAAAUUCUAAUAAGGGUUGAAUUUAAAUUAAAUUAUAAGACGGAACUUUUGCGUAUCUACGGAUGACAAUGGGUACAUCUUCUUUGAUAGUGGACUAUUUGGUUUUUGUGGCCUUCAUUGCUGCCUCAUUUGUAAUACCCUUGUGGGGUAGAUUUCGUGCGAGGAAAAAAGAGACGAAAGCUGAUUAUGUUUUUGCUACGGGAACUGUUUCAAUGGGGGCAAUGAUGCUGUCAAUUGCGAGAGGAACCCUUGGAGUAAGAUCAUUUUUGGGUUAUCCUUCGGAACUUUAUUUUAAAGGCAGUGCCAUGUGGGAAACUUUAUUUGGAAUGCUUCUCGCAUAUCCCAUUGUAUGCUUUGUCUUUGUUCCCGUUUAUUACAGUUUGGGAAUCACGUCCGUUUAUCAGUAUUUAGACAUGAGAUUUAAUUCGAAACUGGUGCGAUGUCUUGCAAGCUUUUCCUACGUUAUUAGAAGUUUGUUGAAUCUUUCAGUUAUAGUAUUCACGCCAUGUGUCGCAUUGUAUACUUUGAUAGGCUUGCCAUAUUGGGCUAGUAUUAUUGGAAUAACUUCAAUUUCCGUUGCCUUCACUUUAAUGGGUGGUUUGAAAGCUGCCAUAACGUCUGAUGUCAUCCAAGGGUUGACAAUGAUGAUUGUGUCGAUAGUGAUUGUAAUUCACGGGACUAUUGAUGUUGGAGGUGUAGGAACUGUUUAUAAUAUAACCAAAGAACGAGGACGACUUAAUUUUUUCAAUUUUGAUAUGGAUCCAACAAUUCGAGUUACGACAGUCUCGGCAACGCUUGGACAGCUUUUCAUGAGCUUGUCAAUCUUUGGAUGUCAACAAAAUUUUGUGCAAAGAUACUGCAGUAUGGGUAGUCGUGGCAAGGUUGUCAAAACAAUGAUAUCGAACAUGCCAGUGAUAGCUGUCCUCUUUUCCCUCUCAUGGAUCGUGGGCAUGGUAAUAUUCUCCAAUUAUGCAAACUGUGAUCCCUUCACAAAAGGUUAUAUAUCAAAAAUCGACGAAAUCGUUCCAUUUUACGUUGAAGAUCGUUUCGUUUAUUUACCCGGUGUUGUUGGCCUCGUAAUGGCAACAUUAUUCAAUAGUGCAUUAACAUUAGCCGUCUCAAAUCUUCAAUCGCUCGCCACAGUGACGUACGAGGAUUUUCUCAGUCAAAUGCGUAUAUGCAGUAAUUUAAAGGACACCGAACAAUUAAGAUUAAUUAAAGUGAUUGGUGUUAUUUAUGGUGUAUUGAUAAUUGGCGCAAGUUUCCUCGUGGGAAUGUUGCCCGGUGUCAUUGAAUCAUCAAUGCUAAUGACCUCAGCGACUUCUGGUCCACUAUUGGGAGUUUUCGUAUUGGCAAUGCUUGUUCCCUGUGCAAAUUGGAAGGGCGCAUCUGCCGGAAUGAUUUUCAGUCAUAUUAGCACAUUAUGGUUAACAUUUGGUCGUUUAAUGUUAAAUCCACCUGUGGAAAAUUUACCAUUAUCAAUUGAUGAUUGUCGUAAUGAUACAUUUUCGGCGCACGCAAUGAAAACAAUGAGUACACCGUGGUUAAAGAGUGAAAUGAUUGAAAAUGAAAUUAUUGACGAGGUCACAAAGUCACCGCUUGACUACGUCUAUGGAAUAACUUAUAUGUAUUAUGCUCUCAUUGGAAGUCUGACCACUGUUCUUGUUGGCAUUAUCGUUAGUCUACUCACGACUGAUCCUAAAGGCGACGUCUACGAGGAACAUUUACUGCAUCCAGUUGCUUUAAAGCUCUCAAAAUUAUUCCCUGGCAGAGCCAGAAUCUAUUCAGGAAGUACACGACUCGGUGAUGAGGGGAACAGUGCCAAAGGCGAGACAUCAUCUGUGACUUCUAUCGGCAAUGGAAAUGGAAUAAUGCAUAAAACGGAAAUUAAAGAGAAAUGUAAAAAAUCGGAGGAUUUGUAUAUUGAAAAACUAGAUGCACUCAAGAGAGUCUCAUUACAAGUCACGAAUGAAAUUGCCAAAGGCACAAGACUUUAGGUGCUUUUUCUUUUUUUUGCUUCUUUUUUUUACUUAGCGAGAUGAAUUUUUACGAUUCCUAAUCAUUUAGGGAGAUUUGUUUUAUUUAUCGAGAGUGUGAUUUUUUUUAUUUAAAAAAAGAAAUUAUGAGAGUUUUAGAAAUUGAGAGAGUGAUUUAGCAAUUUUUUUUAAAGCAUUUUGUUGUGAUAUUAAAGUAGUUUGACGUCUUCAGAAAAUAUUCGACUGAUGGAAGAGUGUCAAAUUUCGUAGAUUUUAAGUUUGUGGAACGUUUUUAAGAAAUUUUUAUAGAACACAAUUCAUGAAAUUUAUUAAGUUAAGCAAUUAAUUAAGACAUUGAAUAAAAAAUUGAUUAUAAUUUCAAAGAUUA